AUGGCGCGUGCGAAAGAGAAAGCGGUCUCAUGGCAGCUGUCGCCGUCGCCUCCGACGAGUACGGCGACCCCUUCGAGAGACACCCGGCCGCAGGCGUUUGAUUUGUUGCCGCCUUCCACGGCAACGGCUGCGUUGAGCCCGACCUCGGGUAGCGCGUCACCGACGACGAAGUCCACCAGCAGCGUCGAUUUGGCGACCCGGUCAACAACGACGCUAAAUGUCCCGGCGGAGCUCCCGCAGCUGCAGCCGCAGCAGGCUGAGUGGGCGACCACUUCACAGCUUGCCCUACGCGAGGAGGCUCAGAUGGAAAAUGAGGAGCUGCUGCAUCAGCUGGGGGCGCUUCUGCGAAUCCAAGAGGAGCUCGAGCGCCGAUACCAGCAGCGUGAGGCAGCGGCUGCACGUGUUGAGCACCGCCACGCAUCAGAGAAAAGGGUACUUGCACUGGAGAAGGAGCAGGCUCUCGCGCAGCUCAGCCAGGCGUACGAGGAGCAGCUGCAGGCGUUGCGGAAUGCCGAGGUGGUGGCCCAGUCGAAUGCCGACGCCUUGGCUACGGAGGUGGUCACUCUGCGGAGGGAACUGUCGGAGGCCCAAGACGAGCUGCGGAAAUCACUGGAGCAGCAGUUGGAGUGUCAGCGCCAGUCAGAUGAGGCGAUAGUCGCGCGGGCAAGAACACAGGCGGAGUGCGCGACUUUGCGAGCAGCAGCAGCUGACGUGAAAACUGAGCGCGCAGCCGAAAUCACUGCUCAGCUAGCGGAGCUGCAAAGGAAGCUGUGGAUCACCGAGGAGCGUGCCACCGCCGCCGAGCUUGCGCUCCAAUCACUCUGCUCUCAGCUAACUGCCACCGCGGAGAACACGUUAGCGGCUGCAGGCACUGACGCACAGGUAGGACACACGCUUGGCCACGAUGUGACGGCAGACGCAAAGCCGGUGCACUGCUUGCCUAGUUCCGAAUUCGCCAGCAGCGGCGCUCAGGCAACGGCAGCACCGGCGCUUUUUGACGAGGCCGCGGUGCUGACUGCAGUGCUCUCAGCAAUGGAGGACAGCGGCGUGAGUGCUGCGUUCUCCUCUCCACUGCAAGUGUCCUCGCCGACGGGCGGAGAGGCCGUGGCGGAGCUGUCGCGCUCAGACUCCAAUGGCACUUCGAGGAAGAUAGAGACGCCGUUUUCACAGCAACAGCUCACUGCACCCGUUUUGCCGCCAUCUUCUGACGCGAGCGGCGCUCCCAUACGGGUCCGUCUAUCGAACGCCGGGCUCUUGCGCUGUCGGCAGCAUCGACAGCUGCUGCAGGUCGUUCUGGCACGCGUGUCGGAUGGGUACCAGCGAGUCGCACGAGAAGCCGCCGCAGAUGCGCGCGCAGCCAAGGUGGAGCACGUUCUUUCCAAUGAGGUCAAGGAGCUGCGCGCACAACUCGAGCAAUCUCAGCUGCUGCCGUCAAACGAGCCCGACCGACAAGACGAAGACUCAUGCACUCGUGAAAGGGACGUUGCAGGAUGCCAGGCGACACAAUCCAUCGUGCAACGCCGCUCCUCUGUCGGCGUAGUCACGGAUGGCGUGGACGCGUUCAGCGUUAAGGCACCGGAAACUGCCGCCGCUGCAGCAUCGCAGCAUUGGGGAGCAGUGGAGAGGGCCGCGUACGAAGAGGCCCUUGCUGAGGCACAGCGGCAACUCCGCCACGAGCGCAGCUACAUUUUCCAGCUACAAAAGGAGGUUCAGUCCUUACGUACCUCCAGCUACUCGACGACCGUGCUCGAGAGCCUCACAGAUACAGUGCAGAACAUGCGUGUGGCUGUGUGCCGGCUGGUACGGGACGCCGUCGCCGACGUGCAACGGAUCUUCGAACAGGAGCCGAAGCGGCUCCAGGCAUCAGCGACCAACGUUCGCGGCUGCGCGAGCGAGAUGAUAUGGGGAGAUGACGCAAGGCAGGUCCUUCGCGGAAGAUGGCGCGCCACGCAUGAGGAGGGUAGGCAUCACCUGAGCAACGGCCUCUCUGGUCGCGAGCCGGACCGUGUGCGCUGCAUGACGCCCGAACCGCUUUCUUCUUCCCCGCUGCUCGACUUCGCUUUUGUGCGUGUUGUUCACAAGUCCAUCUUGCGGGCGGAGGCUCAUGUUCAGCAGGUCAGCACCACACUCCUGAAAGACUACCAGCGAGUUUUCUCCGACGCACACGCCUUGUUGGGCACUGACAAAGAGGACCAGGAUACGGCGUACACGACCUUUGCCCCUCCUCGUUCCCAACAGAUGUCAUGCUCCGCGAGGGACGGUGUGCACAACUCAUUGGGCGGAGCUCAUGGGGCUUCUCGGGAGGUGCCGUCGCGGCAGCUUGCCGAGGGAGGCGGCACUUCUUUUGGCGGUGGUUUUCCAUCACCGUCGCCAGCGAUUGCUUCUUCCGGGGCCACCAGGAAGCGAACCGCACAACAGCAGAGAGUGUACGCGGAGAUGCGUGAUCUCCUCCAACGAUCAGCGCCUUCCCACGACGGCAUGAACGUGUCCACAGUGUCACCCUCGCAUCACUCGCCUGAUGGGUCUCGGUGGUUGUUGAGGGCUCGACCACCGCAGGCUCGUCCAUCAGGCAUGAACGUCUCUCCUACUUCUAAGCCGUCGCCCUACGCCGCUGCUUAUGUCACCGAUUCCGCAGAGCUCCUCCGAGCAGCCUCAUCUUGCGUGCCACUCGACUCCGCAGCGAAGUCGGUGGCCCUCUCUGCUGAUGCGCGGCUAGGCUUUGCGCACUUGGCAGAUGCGACGCAGGAGCUGCGCAAUGUGGGGCGGGUGCUGGACAAUAUCCGAGACGCAGAGGAAACACGCGAGGCAAGGCGGCAGCAGUGUCUGCAGGAUUGGCAGGACGCCAUCGUGGAGGCGGUGAACGGCGUGAGUGGGCGAAUCGAAGGCGCUUUGACACUUCUGCAGCGUCCUGGUGUGGGAGCGGAGGUUCUUCCGUGUGACACGAGGAAGCGGGCGGAGGAUGCCCACGUUAUGUCCACACUGAGGGCCGUGUCUGCUGAUAUCUGCGCUGAUCCCGCAGGCGACGCGCUAGAGCGAGGACGACAGAGACAAAACGCGCAGCUAUCAGUCAGUCACGAGAUGAAGAACCCAGUCGCGCCACACCACGGACCAUCGCGUCUCUCCGAGGUGCUGUCCGAAAAGAUGCGCUCAAAGGCGGACGGUGGCACUCUUCUCUCCGCUUGA
Leishmania mexicana MHOM/GT/2001/U1103 is the source of this 3183-nucleotide messenger RNA. RefSeq lists its product as hypothetical. The record is from RefSeq and is a predicted model, not a curated record. Lineage: Eukaryota; Euglenozoa; Kinetoplastea; Trypanosomatida; Trypanosomatidae. The transcript has a single exon. Bases 1 to 3183 code for a protein of 1060 amino acids.